Messenger RNA from Pimephales promelas (fathead minnow), 1413 nucleotides. RefSeq lists its product as uncharacterized. NCBI's taxonomy places the organism in Eukaryota, Metazoa, Chordata, Actinopteri, Cypriniformes, Leuciscidae. Gene Ontology annotation, molecular function: DNA-binding transcription factor activity; RNA polymerase II cis-regulatory region sequence-specific DNA binding. Gene Ontology annotation, biological process: regulation of transcription by RNA polymerase II. The record is from RefSeq and is a predicted model, not a curated record.
CUCUGGUUGGGGGACUGUCGAUGCAGAUGCAGGCUCAGAGUCUGCAGCUUCAUAAUAAUAUUGAGUUGGUAGGAGGAGCGCGAGCUGUGAUCAUCGCGUAUAUAUGUGUAAAUCAUAUUUUAUAUUUCUGUUGUUCUUUCCCUGUUCUAUUUCUAUUUAAUAACGCGCAGUUGUUACUGGAGUCUUUGGCAAACUGCCCAGUGUGUGCGUGGGAUACGAAGCUGAUAAUAGCCUAAAUAACCACUGUGGAAUAUCAGGAGAAGAAGCAAGCAGGAGGAAUUACUCCAGGAGAAACUACAGACAUACUAUUGUAAAGAUGGAGAUUAAGGAAGAACCCUGCAGAAUAAAAGAUGAAGAUACAGAGGAACAAAUAGACCUGAUCGAAGUGAAUGAAGACAAACAGCAUCUUUUUCUCACAAAUGAAGAUGGAAAUGCAGUCGUUUCAAAGACUGAAAAAAGUUUCAAGCAAGCUGAAAAAUGUGGAGUCGAAAGAUCUUUAACUUGUUCUGAGUGCGGAAAGAGUUUCCUAUCUAAAUCAAACCUGAACACACACAUUAAGAUUCACACUGGAGAAAAGCCUUAUACAUGCACUCAGUGUGGAAAGAGUUACAGACAUAAUGGACACCUAAAUGAUCACAUGAGGAUUCACAGUGGAGAAAAGCCUUAUACAUGCACUCAGUGUGGAAAGAGUUUCAGUCGCAAAAAUAAUCUCAACACUCAUCUGCACCGUCACGCUGGAGUGAGAUCAUUCAGCUGUGAUCAGUGUGAUCAUACAUUUGUUGUGAAAUCAAGCUUAAGAAGACACCUUAAAACUCAUACUGAUGUGAAGCCUCACUUUUGCUCUGUUUGUGGAAAGAGUUUUUCACAACUUGAAUCUUUAAAACUACAUGAGCGUAUUCAUACUGGUAUGAGACCUUAUAUGUGCUUUGACUGUGGAAAGAGCUUUAUUCUUUCCAGCAACUUAAAAAGACACCAGAGAGUUCACACUGGAGAGAAACCGUACAAGUGUUCACACUGUGGAAAGAGUUUCUCUCAGUCAGGAAACCUGAAAGAUCAUGAGAGAGUUCAUACUGGAGAGAAACCGCACCAGUGCUCUUCAUGUGGGAAAAGUUUCAGCCUAUUAUCUAAUCUACAACGACAUAAGAAAAAACUUUGCCUGAAAGUGUUUAAGUGAGCAAUGUUCAGAUCCAUGACUUGAUUUGGUAUUCAGAUUAAGCAAAAGAUGGAAUUACCUUAAACAUAGUAAGUUAAUUAAAAAUUAGGAGAAAGGUUUUUUUUUUUUGCAUUGUAAGUGUAGCACGUGUUGUUCUUCGCGACACCUGUAUUGAUCCUCUGUUUUGUUGCACAUGUGCAGUAAACCCUGAGUGUCACUGUAUACAAAAUGAACUGAACAGUAAAGCAACAAUGUGAAAA